AUGCCCUGGGAAACCUGCGUCCCCUGGGCGAGGACAGCGGUGACACCCGAAUUCCGGGUGCCCUGGGGCGGUGCCCCGAAACCUGUGUCCCCCCGGGCGAGGGCGGGGGUGACACCGGCUCUUGGAGCCGAUGGAGCCGAACGGACCCGCCCGGACAUCGGGCCCGGGGGGUGGGCGGGCUCUGUCCCCUCCCCGCGGGUACAGCCCGGGGGAGGGACGCGGUGCCACACGCGGGUCCUCCCGUGCCCGCGGCGGGGGUGGCACCGGGAGCGCCCCGGCCCCGCGUCCCACGGGCUCGGCGGCCACAGAGCCCCCCCGGUUUGUGCCAUGAUGGACACGGGGGACAGGGGACGACGCGGCGCCCCCCGGCUGGCACAGGCCCAGCACCGCCGGGAGCUGGAGGAGGAGCUGCGGGACCUCAGCAGCCAGGUGGCGGCACUGGGGCGGAGCCUGGCGGCAGAACGUGGGCGGAGCCUGAUGGAGGGCGGGGCCCUGAGGGCGUUGGAGAUCGCGGUGGGCGGAGCCCAGGCACGGGUGGGCGGAGCCUGUCGGGCACUGGACAGGGCCAAUGAGCGCCUGCGCCUGCAGCAGGAGGCGGGGCAGCUGCUGUGGGCGGAGCUGGAGGCUGCUCGUGCUGCCAAGGCGGGGGCAGAGCUCCGGGCACAGGAGGCGGAGUCUCAGUGCCUGGCCCGAGGGGUGGAGCUGGAGCAGCUGCGGCAGGCGGUGCGGGCGGCCCAGCAUUCCCGGCGCCGGGCGGAGCAGGAGCGCGACCACGUGGCUGCAAAGGUGGGCCACGCCCCCCGCCCCAGCCCCCAUGCUGGGGACCCCGGGGGGCUGCAGGCGGCGCUGGAGGAGCUGCGGGAGCACAACCGGGGCCUGCGGGAGCACCUGAACCAGCGGCUGGGCCAGGUGGAGGAGCUGCGGCGGGCGCUGGUGGCCGCGGGCAUGCGGGCACGGGAGGCGCAGGGGGCGUGGGCCCGGCUGGCACAGGAGCAGCGGCUGCUGCGGGAGCGGCUGCAGCACCCCCGGGACCCCCCCGCGCCCCCCGAGCCCGCCCUGCGCGCCCGCUGCGCCCACCUGCAGGAGCUGCUGCAGCGUGAGGCGGGGGCGCGGGUGGCCCUGUCCCGGGCCGCGCGUGUCACCAGCCGGCGCCUGCGGGUGUUGGUGGCCGAGGCGGAGGAGCAGCGGCUGCUGGGGGAGCGCUACCGGCUGCAGGCCCGUGCCAGCGAGGCCGCAGGCCGGCUCCUGGCUGACCAGGUGGCCGCGGUGGCCGCGGGGACGGCCCAAGCGCUGGCCCAGGGCCACCACCUGCGCCGGGAGCUCGAGGACGUCGGGGAUGGGGCCGCGGCCACCGCCCGACACGUGGCCGUGCUCAGGACACGCCUCAGGUGUGACCCCAUGAACCUGUCCCGCACGGUCCGGCGGAUGCUGCGGGAUGGGGACGACGACUCCGAGGACAGUGGGGACAGCGAGGACAGCGGGACGCCCCCUGCCACCCCCCUCAAACCUGCCCCCGGCGCCUGGGGGGGGCUCGGCCCAGCCCCCAGCACUGGGGGAACCCCUUGAAUCCCCCGGGACCCCAAAGCCCGCCCAGGGCCCCCCCUCUCGUGGGGGGUUUUUGGAGGGGCUGUUUUUUGUUGGGGGGAGGGUCCCCAACUCAUUAAAGUGCCUUCGAGAGGG
Messenger RNA from Corvus hawaiiensis (hawaiian crow), 1680 nucleotides. Its product is annotated as myosin heavy chain, embryonic smooth muscle isoform-like. The record is from RefSeq and is a predicted model, not a curated record. The transcript is spliced from 11 exons. The coding region runs from base 1 to 1566 and encodes 521 amino acids. Gene Ontology annotation, cellular component: myosin complex. Lineage: Eukaryota; Metazoa; Chordata; Aves; Passeriformes; Corvidae.